AUGGAGGAAUCCCUCAACAGCACCGUUGAUCCGGCUUGUUUACAAGAGCCUCCACUGGCUAUGGAUGUGAUAAGGCAACUCGAUGAGUUUGAAAUUUGCCUCUACUCCAUGCUCACGUUCAUGUCCUGUGUGUCCCUGGUGCUGUACUUGGAGCUGUGUGUCUACAUUUAUAAAAAAUUGCCGUGUCCCAAGAAGACAACCAUCAUUUGGAUAAGUGGUGCAGCACCAGUAAUCGCCACCAUGUCUUGCUUUGGAAUGUGGAUUCCUCGAGCCGUCAUGAUCACAGACAUGACAUCUAACUGUUACUUUGCAGUUGUGGUGUACAAGGUCUUGGUUCUGAUGAUCGAGGAGUUAGGAGGCAGCAACGUUUUUCUGGACCGUUUUUCCGGAACAAACUUUAGGAUCAACACAGGACCCUGCUGCUGCUGCUGCCCCUGUUUACCUCGCGUGCCCAUGUCACGACGAAUGUUGUUCCUGCUGAAGCUGGGCUCUCUGCAGUAUGCAAUCCUAAAAACAGCACUGUCUGUCCUUGCUGUUAUACUGUGGACAAACGGCAACUUUGAUCUUUCUGAUCUGGAGAUAACUGGAGCAGCCAUUUGGCUUAACCCAUUCAUUGGUGUUCUCACCAUCACCUCCCUUUGGCCUGUCGCCAUCAUUUUCAUGAACAUCAACAGCUUUCUACGCAGCCUUCGUAUUAUACCCAAGUAUGCCAUGUACCAACUAAUACUUGUAUUGAGUCAGCUGCAGACAUCAAUCAUAAACAUCCUGGCUUUAGAUGGAACCAUCGCCUGCGCUCCUCCAUUUUCCUCUCAAGCUCGAGGAUCCAUGUUAAGUCAGCAGAUGAUGAUUAUGGAGAUGUUCAUCAUCAGUCUGGUCACUUGGCUUUUGUACCAUCGCACAUAUGAUCCACUUCCUUCUGAGGCACAUGACAAUGAGCAGAACAACACGGCUGCCCUGCAGGCUGCUCUCGUGGAGCAUGAUGUCUAAAAAAGACAGCGCAUCAAAGCUGUUCUGUCACAGAUGUUUAAUGUUAUGUAAGUUAGGAGAUCAUCAAAUAAUCAAACUUUAGUUUUUACCUCAUUCAGCCAUUCAAGUGUGGAGGCGAAUGUUUACAUGUCAUUAAUAUUUUUUCUGUUGAGGAGUAGAGACAGA
Molecule: messenger RNA, 1152 nt
Organism: Melanotaenia boesemani (Boeseman's rainbowfish)
Lineage: Eukaryota; Metazoa; Chordata; Actinopteri; Atheriniformes; Melanotaeniidae
Product: organic solute transporter subunit alpha-like
Exons: 8
Coding region: 1-987 (328 amino acids)
Biological process (GO): transport
Molecular function (GO): transporter activity
Source: RefSeq, a predicted model, not a curated record